Molecule: messenger RNA, 1905 nt
Organism: Dreissena polymorpha
Lineage: Eukaryota; Metazoa; Mollusca; Bivalvia; Myida; Dreissenidae
Exons: 4
Coding region: 57-1196 (379 amino acids)
Biological process (GO): mannosyl-inositol phosphorylceramide biosynthetic process
Molecular function (GO): mannosyltransferase activity
Source: RefSeq, a predicted model, not a curated record
ACUGUAAUUACGCUACUGGGGAAAAAAUAAAGCCCAGUUGGAGCCCAUAUGGAAGUAUGAGAUUAAAACUCGGAUCGACCCUUAUCCAACUGCGAUGGCCCUCACUCAUUUCGAUUCGCCGUCGUCGGGGCUUGAUACUGCGCUGGCUAUGGAUUAUUGUCGGACUGGCGUUCGUCGGGCAUAUGGUGUCUGGAUAUCUCUUCCAUUUCGCUUUACCUGAAGACAUAAACGAGGACGAUUUCCUCAGUUUUCAACCGGAAGUGACGGAGGAUUUCCCAACGGUUGCCGGACAGCGCCCGCGUAUCCCCCACAUCCUCCACCAGACGUACCGCACCGAGUACGUUCCGGCCAAGUAUGCGAGCAACAUCCGGUCGUUCAUGGACCACAAUCCGACCUGGGAGUACUUCCUGUGGACUGAUGAGAGCGCCCGGAAGCUCAUUAAAGAGCGCCGCCCUAACCUGCUGGAGACGUGGGACAGCUACCGUGACAAUAUCAACCGCGCGGACGCACUGCGUUACAUCGUUCUCUACGAGUUCGGCGGCGUUUACGCUGAUCUCGACGUUAACUGCUUCCGGUCGUUAGACAGAGCCAUGGUCAAAUACGCGUGUAUACUACCCACGGAGCCGUUCGAACAGAGCGCGUUUAAAAACAAGAUGCCGUAUUUCAUGAACAACGCCAUCAUCAUGUGCCGUCCGAAGCAUCCGUUCAUGAAACAGAUGCUAGACAACCUGCAUUUAUCGCGCGCCAUGUAUACCAACGUCGACGUGGCUGGCCCUAUGUUCGUGACGUCAGAGUUUUUAAAGUACGCGAACGUCGCUGCUGGUCAUCUGUACAAAACUCUUAAAGUGACCGGAAGUUUAUCCCCUUAUUUUUUCAAGGGAAACAUCAAAGAAGAAGAAGACGACGGAAUAUAUAUUCCGAAUACUGUAUAUUUUCUAGAUACAUUGAACAAUCAUUUUGAAGCUAGUCAUAUCGCGUAUGUUUCUAUUUGUAAACGGUUUAAGCAACUGUCGAAUAUAGAACAACGCGCAUGCGUAGAUCUCAAACGUAGAGGCUUUUACCGAAAACGUAGCCCUUUUACAUUCACGGAACAUUUGUGGGAGCAGUCGUAUGGGCCCCUUCAAAAGUUGUGGAAUCCCUUUGGUGUGUCCCUAAAGCAUAUCGAGCGCGUUGUACCUUCAUAUAAAAAGUAUUAGCAUUUAAGCAUAGUGAGCACACUAUGAUGUUGUUGUUUUAAAGAAUGGACACCAAAAUACAAACAAAACCCUGACUUACAUGAAUUGAUAUUGUAUAUGUGUGUGUGUGUGUUUGGGGGGGGGGGGGUGCAUGCGUGUGUGCGUGCAUGUUAACGAGGUCCUUAAGCGGUGUGUGUCCACUCACUCCUAGCUAUUUAAUUAUAUCGUCUCACGAAAGUAUGAAACAUUGUUCAUUAUCUCAGCAUUAACCGGCUAUUCUAACUAGUUUUAAAACUAAAUAUAUUCUAUUUGUCUUUCGGUUUGUGUUGUAGGUUUGUGUGUGUGUGUGUGGGGGGGGGGGGGGGUCCGGAAUACCCAGAGGAAACCAUAUAUUUCCGGUAUGGUUACCAACAACCAGACUCAUAUGCGCCACGAGUGGGUAUUGAAACCGAUGUGGGAAGCCCGUGUACCAUCCACUGUAUUGAAACCGAUGUGGGAAGCCCGUGUACCAUCCACUGUAUUGAAACCGAUGUGGGAAGCCCGUGUACCAUCCACUGUAUUGAAACCGAUGUGGGAAGCCCGUGUACCAUCCACUGUAUUAACCGGAUACACUGGCGUGUUUUUAAUUAAUGUGAGAUUCAACGCUUUAAGUCAUUAUGAGAAGAAUUUAUCAUAAUUCAUCCGGCAUGUUAAUGAUGUGUUAUUGCUUUAUAAAGUUGUUAUACCUCUG